ACGCACAUGACCCGUGCAAGCCACAUGGUGUCAGAAGUGGUCGGACCGCAGCCGAUACACGCAGCCGGCGAACGAACAGCGGACGCGUAGCAAGCCAACAGGGGCGGCUCGAAGGUCCCAACCAGCUACAAGCAUGCAGAACGGGGAACAGCGCCAGCAGGCCAGCGGACCAGUCACCACGCUAUUGCCACCGCCGAAAGCCCUGGACACCACAGGAGACGUAUGGCGAAGCUGGAAGACAUGGCGGCAAGAGUUCGAGCUCUUCGCAACGGCAACAUACCUGAACCAGCAACCGAAAGAGGUACAGGCAGCCACCUUUCUUAUGAUUAUCGGAGAGGACGCACGCAAGACGUACAGCACUCUUGAUUUUGCAACUGACGAAGAGAAGUCGGACGUAGAAGUACUGAAAAUGAAGUUUGAGGCAUUUUACAAACCAGCUCUAAACUUAGCCUACCAUGAGUUCCGCUUUGGAAAGUGCGACCAAAAGGACGGUGAAAGUUUCAAUGACUGGCUGACAGACCUCAGAGUGCUAGCAAAAAGCUGCGAGUUUGGGCAGCUUGAAGAGCGUAUGCUGAGAAGCCGUAUUAUUCUCGGAAUUAGAGAUAAAAAGCUGCAAGAAAAGCUAAUCUCCGAAAAUGCUUCUUUCACGAAGACCGUAGAAAUGUGUCGCUCUCGUGAACAUGGCAAAGAACAGUGUGAAGAGAUACAGGCGCGCCCGAAAAGCGAUUACGCAGCCGAGAUGAACGCGCUAUCUGAAGCGAAAGGUCAGCGUUGUACAAAGUGCGCAAAGGUUCAUCAGACCGACCGUGUGUGCCCAGCAAAGGGACGCACGUGCAGGAAAUGCGGUGGCAGAAAUCACUUUGCGAUAGCCUGCAAGAAGAUGCAAAAAAGAUUUCAUUCGAAAGAGCACGCAGUAGCAUCUGUCGAUGCAGAAGAAGGCGAUUUCUGGUUAGAAACGCUAUCGCAUGCCCGUGGGAAAGACGACCGCUGGACGGCUACCGUUGAGAUAGAAGGAAAGCCUAUUUUUUGCAAGCUAGACACAGGCGCAACAUGCUCGGUUAUAGCACGCAGCCAGCUGCAGAAAAUAACAAACAAGCAGCCACUUGAUUGCAACGUUGUUUUAAACACAUUUUUUGGCUUCCAGAAAAAAGCGACGAAACAAGUUCGUCUUGAAGUGGCAACGAGAGAAAGCAAGAUUCUGACAGAGUUUUUCGUCGUGGAUGACGAAAUCGCCGUGACCUUGAGCGGUACAGUUGCCGAAGAGCUUGGCUUGCUCCAACGUGUCUGCUCUGUCGACCAAAUAGAGCUUUACGGCACUGCCAAGCCUUACGAAGACGUGUUUGAAGGUCUGGGUCAACUGGAGGGUAUUGUCUACCAUCUAAAGCUCAAGCCCGGGUCCCAGGGAGUAGUGAAACCAGCACGGCGGAUUCCAAUAGCAUUGCAAAGCAAGGUGAAAGCUGAGCUCGACCGCAUGGAGACUGCUGGAGUCAUCGUGAAAGUGACCGAGCCGACAGAGUGGGCCAGCAACAUGGUCGUUGUUACAAAAGGAGAGAAGGAGUCCGUCCGGUACUUGGGACACAUUUUGACGCGCGACGGCCUGAGCCUGGAUCCACAGCGGCUAGAAGACAUCUUGCAAGUCCAGACGCCAAGCAACCAGAAAGAGCUGCAGACGUUCCUGGGCAUGGUAAAUUUUGUCUCUCGCUUUAUUCCGAAUAUGUCGGACCUAACAGCACCACUUCGAGAAUUACUAAAGAAGAAUGUCGCGUGGCUUUGGGAGGACCGCCAAGAUGCAAGCUUCAAGGCUCUGAAGGAAGCGCUUGCGACAGCCCCUGUACUAAGCUACUACGAGAAGGGGAAACCAAUCAGGCUGUCGGUAGAUGCCAGUCAGAACGGAGUUGGCGCAGUGAUCAUACAGGACGGGCAUCCACUAGCGUAUUCGUCGCGUUCCUUGACAGAAACACAGCAAAGGUAUGCCCAGAUCGAAAAGGAGAUGCUGGCAAUUGUCCACGGCUGUGAAAGAUUCCGCGACUAUCUUUUCGGGCAGCCUGAAGUUGUGGUAGAAUCCGAUCACAAGCCACUAGAAAUUAUAUUUAAGAAGCCGUUAUGCCAAUGUCCUCUAAGGCUUCAGCGCAUGCGCCUCAGCUUGCAGAGGUACCCGAUAGUCGUCAAAUACACACCUGGAAAACAGCUGUUUGUUGCUGACGCUUUAUCACGGUCCCCGAGCCAAGCAAUAUUGAAAGAACAGUGCCUGAAUUAUCAGUUGAACACCAUUGCUUGCCUGCAGGUUUCAGACAGACGGCUGAGCCAAGUUCUACAAGAGACCGACCAGGACCCUGUGAUGGUGAAACUUCGACAGUACGCAAGCAGUCAGUGGCCGGAGAGCAAAGCUGACGUCAGCAGCGAGCUACGAUGCUACUGGAGCUUCCGCGACGAGCUGCAUACGCAAGAUGGCCUUGUAUUCAGGAGCAACCGCCUCAUCAUUCCGGCCAAGAUGCGCAGCGAAGUUCUUGCCUGCCUUCAUGCAGCGCAUGGGGGAGCAGAAAAAAUGAAAGCACGUGCUCGAGCUGUACUUUUUUGGCCUUCUAUAAACAGCGAUCUAGAGGAAGUUGCUCGACGCUGUGAGACCUGCCAAAAGCACAAGCCACGAAAUCGGCGCUUGCCAUUGAUGAACCAUGAAAUUCCUAGCCUACCCUGGGAAGUUGUGGGAGCCGACAUAUGCUAUCACAAUGCUACCGAGUACUUGGUGGUUGUUGACUUUUAUUCUUUCUUUUUCGAAAUCAGGCCCGUGAAGACGACAGCCGACAAGGUGAUUGCUGCCUUCGCAGACAUAUUCGCCACUCAUGGCUUCCCGCAGCGCCUAUGCACGGACAAUGGACCGCCAUUCAGCAGCCAGGACUUUCGUGAAUUUGUCGGUAAGAUUAGCUUGCACCAUGUUCGCUCCAGCCCCUAUCACCCUCGAUCAAACGGAAUGGCUGAACGUGCGGUGCAAGAAGCCAAAAAAUUGCUGAAGAGGUAUCGGUACGGCACAGUGGAUUUUUGUGCUGCAUUGCUUGAAUGGAGAAACACUCCUCGCGAUUCCUAUUUGAAAUCUCCAAUGCAGAGACUCAUGGGCCGAAAUGCGAGGACGCUGCUGCCAGUCACGGAAACCCACCUGCGACCGCAGACCAUACCGCCAGAGGAGGUUCAACGGCGGCUCCACGUCAUCAGAAGUAGACAACGUUCCUUCUACAACAGGGGUACAAGGCCGCUACCAGGACUUCCUGAGGGCUCCCGCGUCACAGUGUACAACGUACCAUCAAAGACCUGGUCCCCUGCUACGGUUGUCAAGCCUGCCAACAGUCCGAGAGCCUACAUUGUUGAGACCGAAGAUGGACUCCAGUUGCAGCGCACCAGAGAACAUCUCCGUCUGGCCCCCACUCCACUGGUGCCCCCCACACAAGAACAUCAAGCUGACGUGGGCCCCGCCGAGCCACAACUACGCAGAAGCGAACGCAAUCGCCGGCCACCGCAAAGAUACCCCAUGCCGGAACUUUAGUCUUUUGUUUGUUUAAGAAGGGAGAUGUGACAGUCAUGCACACGUGCGCUAGAUUGGGGGCAACGCCCCUCGGCA
Molecule: messenger RNA, 3610 nt
Organism: Rhipicephalus microplus (southern cattle tick)
Lineage: Eukaryota; Metazoa; Arthropoda; Arachnida; Ixodida; Ixodidae
Source: RefSeq, a predicted model, not a curated record